AUGGACACUUCCUGGCUCGGCCUACUGUCGUCCGUCCCCGACGAUAACCCCAACUGUAUCGUCACCGACGACAUGUUGUACCUGGACGGCGGCGACCUGGCGCUGCCAAACAACGCCGACGACCUGCUCUCUAUCUUCGACAUGGACGUGCAGCCCGUGGUCGCGUCGUGGACCGCCACGAUCGACACCCCCAUCCCAGCCACCCAACCGAUUCAAUCGGGGACCGAGAUCGAUCUCUCGCCCGACGAGCUCGAGUUCUUCAAGAGUCUCGAUAUGCCUCUGCUUGCCCCGAUCGUCCAAAUUCUGUCGCAAAGAGGUCCCGCCAAGCGCCUGUGCAUGGUCGACAACUGCACCAGACACGCACGGACGAAAGGCAUGUGCUCCCACCACCGCGCGACACAUGCGCCGGCCAACACAUCAAGACGCCUCUCGAUCGGUGGUAGAUGCACCGCGUCUGGAUGUACGAGAGGAGCCAUUGCCGAUGGCGUGUGUAGAAAGCAUGGCGGUGUGUACCGAUCACUGUGA
This is a messenger RNA of Aphanomyces invadans, 525 nucleotides long. RefSeq lists its product as hypothetical. The coding region runs from base 1 to 525 and encodes 174 amino acids. The record is from RefSeq and is a predicted model, not a curated record. The transcript has a single exon. NCBI's taxonomy places the organism in Eukaryota, Oomycota, Saprolegniomycetes, Saprolegniales, Verrucalvaceae.